Messenger RNA from Meira miltonrushii, 1248 nucleotides. RefSeq lists its product as uncharacterized. Lineage: Eukaryota; Fungi; Basidiomycota; Exobasidiomycetes; Exobasidiales; Brachybasidiaceae. Bases 1 to 1248 code for a protein of 415 amino acids. The transcript is spliced from 2 exons. The record is from RefSeq and is a predicted model, not a curated record.
AUGCUUGAAACGAUGCGCAGAAGUUCAUUGCCCGCAGUCUCUUUGAGUCUAGAGCAAGAAAAGCAAAACAAAGAACAACUCGAGGCUGCAUAUCAAAAAGAAGUGAUGAACAAUAUCACACCUCCAACGGUACGUGAAGUGAUGCCAGAAAGAAGACGAAAGAUUUCACCGCCAACUAUGAGACCACGUACUUCAAGUACAGCAGACACUAAACGUGUUGAUCAAAUGAAAGAUUUUGAAAUCACAAUUCCAAGUCCUCCGCAUCCAUCAUCAACAUCUUCUUCUCCACCAUUGUCACCAAGAACACCACAUGCUGCUGCAAAAGACAUUCGUAGCAUCAAAGCCAUUCGAUUUGGCACGAAUGUCAAGGAACUCAGUUCAUUUGCACCAAGGAUGCCAAACAACGCAAACGUUCCAUUCGCUGAUGGAGUGGUAGCUUCCCGUUCUAGAUUCACAUUGGCUGAUUUACCUGCAAAUAUUGCAAUGAAGAUGGAAUGGCCAUUGGACGUAGAAGGUUACAACGAAGAGAGAAAGUUGGCAACCAUUGGAAAUUCAUCGCAAACUUCUCUUUUUGGUGGACCAAGUUUGGUAUAUUAUCGUUCUUAUCUUGAAACGAGAGAGAAUGACUCCCAACUCACUACGGUCAAAUUGGAAAAGAAUGAAGAUGCAACUCCUGGAAGAGUUUUACUGCGAGCUGAAUGUGAAGCACCCUGUUGGAGUACAUCCAGUCGUAGAUAUGAAUCACCAAUUCGCAUCGGAUUAGGCAGAUCCGGUCCAAUCAUUUGGGAAGUCAUACCAAUCACUCCCAAAAGCAAACGUCAAACAUCAUUUUGGACAAUUGCCGAUAAACGUAAUCGUGUUCAAAUGCGUAUUCGUGGUGAAGAUGUAGAAUGUUUACGUUACAGCUUAGCAAAUGCAGAUCAAGAAGAAUAUUGCAUGUACGCUCAAACAGAAUCAAAGAUCAAACUUGUAACAAAAGAAUCACAACGUUUAGAUAUCGCUCAAUUUGAUCCUUGGGAUGAUUGGGGUGCAUUACACAUCGAUAGUAGACCUCUUGGAAGCGUUUAUCGUAAACGCGAACGUGAAGGUAUUGACGUGGCUUUCAUUGUGGCCAUGUUUGAAGCUUUGAAUGCGAUUCAAGAUGAAAAUACUGGUGGUGGCAAAGGUCGUCGAGACAGUCGUGGUAGAUUGGUCAUUCCCAAAAAGACUGGCAUAGUCAAGGUUUUUAGCCGAAUGCUGAAAAAUUGA